Molecule: messenger RNA, 3606 nt
Organism: Rhagoletis zephyria (snowberry fruit fly)
Lineage: Eukaryota; Metazoa; Arthropoda; Insecta; Diptera; Tephritidae
Product: regulating synaptic membrane exocytosis protein 2-like
Biological process (GO): positive regulation of synaptic transmission; regulation of membrane potential; regulation of synaptic plasticity
Cellular component (GO): cytoskeleton of presynaptic active zone; presynaptic membrane
Molecular function (GO): transmembrane transporter binding; small GTPase binding
Source: RefSeq, a predicted model, not a curated record
AUGCGAAACAAUAAUGCCAGCGAAAAGGGCAACGCAACAAAUGGCAAUGUCAACAGCACAAGUCGAAAGGUGGGGCAAGAGCCGCACGACAAAAAAAGAACUUCUUCAAGCGAGACCAACGCGCGCGAGGCACUCUUCACUGCACUUCAGUUCAGUUCAAGUCCCCUCACGUGCUGGCGUCUCCCCAAGCGUUUGCGAACGCCAGCCGUUUUGCGGGUAUUUUCAGCACGUGGCUUUGGCAUGCGCGUUGUUGGAGGCAAAACUGGUGCGGAUGGCCGCCUAUUCGCCUACAUUGUGUGGACGGUGCCUGGUGGACCGGCGGAAAAGAAUGGACUACAGCAAGGCGAUAAGAUACUCGAGUGGAAUGGCAUGUCGCUGAUCGAUCGCAGCUUCGAAGAAGUCUGCUCCAUUAUGGAUCGCACUGGCGACAUAGUCGAGCUGCUAGUCGAACACGCCACCGACUUUCGCAUGUGUGAUCUAUUCGAUGAAAAUCUACCACCGGGCAAUAGCGGCAAUCAAAGUGGUCCACGACGUUCUGGUGACGGUCCAGUGGGACUGGGCUUAAUUGCGGACCCUGAAACAACAACAGACAAAUCACCGGCAUCGCCGACCAGACGGAAAUUACCCAAAACUCCGCCCCACACCCUUCUCAUUUUACAUUUAGAAUUUAUUAAUCAACAUGGAUUUCUCUUUCACUCCUCCAACAGCGGCGAUGGCAGCGUUCAACAAACCGAAGUUUCGCAUCCCACACAAAAUCCCAUUUGGAAUGCGACACUCAGCUUUCAGCACGUGAAUGCCGACAGCCUCAUGGAUCGCUACAUUGACAUACAGUUGUGGGAUUUAGUGCCGCAUACAGAGUCCAUAUUUCUGGGCGAAUGUAAUAUUGAGCUGCAGCAGGCUUUUAUCGACGAUCGCGCCAUAUGGUGUCGACUGGACGAUCCGAAGGGGCUGCGCGGCAUCAGCAUGUCCAAAUCGCCGAGCGUCUCACCGCGCGGUUCCAUUGCCGCCGGCUGUCCGGGCGGUGAUGUAACGCGUCUAUUGCGACGCGAUUACAAUAUGCAACGUUCCAUAUCGGACGAUGUCGAUUCGAUCGGCGAUGGUACAUCACUACUGCAUCCCGACACCGCUUGGGUGGCUGGCUCACGGCGUGGUUCCUCGCAGUCGGAGACGCUCGAGGUUGAGGUGUAUCAAUUGGGUAAAGAUUUUUCGCGGUCGUUGCCGGGUUCGCGACGGUCGUCGUUUCAAGAUCCCGAUAAGAUACGCGAAGAAGAUGCAAUGGCCACGCCACCAGCCUCAUAUUAUGUGGGUAGACGUCGUUCGUCGGUGGCGCGUCGCGAUCCUGAUGAGAUAUUGAAAUCGUUGAAAGCGGUGCGCGGUGAGCUGGGACGCGCAAUGAGUUUGGGCACAGAGCAACAAAAGCGAGCGGGAUCGAGACGUGGCAGUCGCAUUUGCUUACCGAGCAACCCGAGCAGCCGCAAAGGCUCCAUACUUGACAUCUCCCAGCAGCAGCAACAACAACAACAACAACAACAUCAACAGCAUCAACAACUCCAGCAGCAUCUGCAGCAACAAUUACCUGUAGGCAUUGGCAAUGCAGCAACCAGUCCACCCUCCGACGAGGAGAGCAACAAACAGUUUUCGCCACGCUGGAAGGGUUCUGGCAACAAUUUGCGUCCACAGAGCGCCAAACAAGCGCUCUCUAUGCUUAAGCAAGCCUCCUCCGCCACAAACGUAGCAAUGCAAGGAGGACAGAGUGCCAGUGGCAGUCUGCUGAGUGUAGGCGCCGACAGUCCCAAGCAAUUGCGCAAAGGCAGCAUGAUCAAUCUGAAGACAGGCGCAGGGGAUAAUGCGCUCGCUCCCUCGCCGAUGCUGCAGCGUAAGGGUAGCGUUUACGCACACACAAAUACGGAGCGUGAAACUGGCAGUAUGGGCAGUAUGGUCAGCGGCAGCAGCGGUUCGCUUCAGCGCAAGGGCAGCGUUUAUCCAGGCGGUCGUGCUGCUGGUGCGCUCGAGGCUGAGGUGUCGCCCAUGCGCAAGCCAAGCAUCUACAACGUGAAUACCACCGACAGCCCGUCCAUGUUGCGCAAGCAAAGCAUGGCACCGCACAACGCAAGCGCCAAGAAUCUCAGCCACCAUGGCAGUCACGCCGGCAGCAUUGGCAGUCUAACGUCCACGACUGUGACCACGGUCGCCACAACGGGCAUCGAUACCGAUUAUGGACUCAAAAUGGGUCCAGGGCAGAUACAUCCGAAGGGCUAUCGCUUGACGACCGUGCGGCAUGGCGAGCUGAAAAUGGGCUUUGCGAAAAUCAAGGGCGUGGUGGAGGUUGAGGUGAUAUGCGCACGCAAUAUAGUGCCUGUGGAUUGUGAAACACCACCGGACACAUAUGUGAAAUGCUACGUUAAGGAUGGCGACCGACUGCGACAUAAGAAGAAGACGCGCGUGGUGAGGCACUCAGCGGAGCCAAUCUACAAACAGACGCUCAAGUAUCAGAGUGCUGACGUUUUCGGUCGCAACAUCGUCAUUAUGGUCUGGCAACGCUGCGUCGGCUUCGAGCACAAUCAGGGCCUAGGCGGCACCGAAGUCAAUCUGGACAAAAUCAAUGCAUCGCAACGCAUCGGCGGUUGGUAUCCGCUCUUUCCGAUGCAUUCGCUAGGCGGUUCCGAUUCGGAUAAUUCUCCUUGACCGAUCACGCGCAGCCAACUAAAUACAAUGAACAAUAAAAUCGACACCAUCACAAAUACGGAAACAAUAAUAAUGCAAGCAAAACGAAGAAAAAUAAUUACAACAAAAACACCAAUGCAAAUUUUUUUCAAUAUUAAACAAAAUACUAAUUAUAAUUACAAUGAUAAUGAUAAUGAUUAUAUUUAUGACCGUAAUAAUUUAUGUAGCGCAAAUGCUCAAUUGCAAUUUGUUAGAUAUAAGCAAGUAAUAUUGGCAACUAUUUAAAAGCAGAAGAAGAAGAAGAAGAAGAAUUUAUUAUAAUACAAUAACAAAUAAUUAGUUAAAUAAGUGAAAUGAAAAAAAAAAUACAAAAUAUGAAUCGGUUAAUUACCAAAGGGAAUAAGUCGGAAUCGCAGUUUUGAUGCCGUUCGGUUUGCUUCAAGAAGCUCUGUUGAAAUGCAUAAAAAUUUCCAUAUCGGAAAAUGUUGACUUAUUCGCUUUGGUAAUUAAGCGACAUACAUAUGUACGAGAGGUUGUGUAAGCAGUUUGCAUUAAAAGUCCUUAGGGCUUUACGAGGUGGGAGUUUACUUGGCAGAAAAGUGAAAAGUAAAAAUUACAUAUUUUAUUAAAAGAGCUUACAAGAAGAUUCUUCUAAAGAAUUUGUUGCAUAGAAAACACCAUUACUUACACAUUAAUACAUACAUACAUACAUACAUACAUGGGAACGGGGUGAGCCUAUAUUGCAUAGCUUGCAAGGAAAUGUUAGUUACUAUUUACACACAUACAUACAUACGUACAAGCGAAAAGCUGGAGCUAGAGAAGCUUUUACAAAAUGCCUAUGCUACAAAAGUACUUGGUCAAUUUCUCGUUUUUUCUUGUUAUUUUUUUUUUGUUUUUUUUAAACGUUAAGUGGAAAAGUCGUUUAGUAGCUGCAUUGUACCU